Clonostachys rhizophaga is the source of this 405-nucleotide messenger RNA. The record is from the annotation of a GenBank genome assembly. Lineage: Eukaryota; Fungi; Ascomycota; Sordariomycetes; Hypocreales; Bionectriaceae.
AUGGAGAUCACUGAUGGGCACAUUUCUGUUCGGUUCAAGCAUGGAGUCCACACCAUCUACCUGUUCGUGGAUACCCUAGAGCCCAUUCAAAACGUCGGCGAAGAGCUUCGAUCCCUGUUGCGUGAACGAUACCCCGACGGCCUCACCACAUCCAUCGAGCAAGCCAAGACGACGCCGGUGCCGAGCGAGGACGAAGAUUUUACCAUGGCAUAUGCCGUCCUUGCGGUCCCCAACGAUCCAACUAGAGGCUGGAAGAGACUAAAGUUCGGUGAUGAGUCUACGCCAGCUGGCAAGGCCGGCCUGAAAGACAAUGGCAUCGUCGCAUUCACCUUUCUUCAGUCCGAAGACGACGAGGCAGUGUUCGAUGUAGAGUGGCCAGGCGAGGAGGAGGAGUUGUAUGAAUAA